Molecule: messenger RNA, 2280 nt
Organism: Syngnathus acus (greater pipefish)
Lineage: Eukaryota; Metazoa; Chordata; Actinopteri; Syngnathiformes; Syngnathidae
Gene: pus7
Product: pseudouridine synthase 7
Exons: 17
Coding region: 110-2020 (636 amino acids)
Biological process (GO): pseudouridine synthesis
Cellular component (GO): nucleus
Molecular function (GO): RNA binding; pseudouridine synthase activity
Source: RefSeq, a predicted model, not a curated record
AACCCGGAAGUAAAUACGCGCACGCGCAGAUGCUCACACACGUGUUGUAUAGUACAUUCGCUCGCUUGAUCCUGUGCUGUCUCCACUCUCCACACUCAGCUUGCUUAGAAUGGAUGAAUCCAAGCCCGCAACAGCUCCAGUCCACCCAGGGGAGAAGAGAGGCUGCUCGGAGGAUGAGGAAGACAAAGCGGCGGUGAGCAAGAGAGCCAAAGUUGAAGAUGAACACGAGAACGGAGCUCCUCGGGGAGCAAAGAGCGCCGAAGAGGAGGUGGAAGGGGAGGAGGACGGUAGCGGCGAAACCUUUGCCGACAUGAUGAAGCACGGCCUCACAGAGCUGGACGUGGGCAUCUGCAAGUACGUCAGCGACCACGAGGGCUUCUCGGGAAUCCUGAAGGAAAGGUACUCAGAUUUUGUGGUGAAUGAAAUCAACAAAGAUGGAAAGAUAGUGCACUUAGACGACCUCUCGGUUCCUGAAGAGACCCAGGAAGCAGCGGCAGCAGAAGAAGAAGAAACAGCCGAUUGCUCGGUGCUGACAGAGGAUCAGAAGAAGCAGCUCGGGGAACUCCAACUAUUCAAGAACAAAGAGAGCUUCGUUUCCAUCGAGGGAGAUGAGUCCAAGGAAAAGCGGACCGUGGUACACAAAGCCAUCAAAACUCAAUUCCCCGGCCUGGAGACAAAGACGGAAGAGAAAGACGGUCGCAAGUUCAUCGUGGCCUACCAUGCAGCUGGAAAGAAGGCUCUGGCUGAGGUGAAGACAUCUGCAGCACCAAGGAAACACUUCUGGCCCAAAAACCGCGGCAGCUUCUGCCACUUUGUCUUGUACAAGGAGAACAAGGACACGAUGGAUGCCAUCAAUGUGCUCUCAAAGUUCCUCAGGCUCAGACCCAACAUGUUCUCCUACAUGGGCACCAAGGACAAGAGGGCCAUCACCGUGCAGGAGAUCGCCGUGCUCAAGAUCACAGCAGAAAGGUUGGCCCACCUCAACAAGUGCCUGAUGAACCUCAAGCUGGGAAAUUUCUCCUACAAGAAUCACCCUCUCAAGCUGGGCGAGCUGCAGGGGAACCACUUCACUGUGAUCAUCAGGAACAUCUCAGGAAGCGACGCCCAGGUCCAUCAGGCCGUGACGUCCCUCAAGCAGACGGGCUUCAUCAACUACUACGGCAUGCAGCGCUUCGGCACCACGGCGGUUCCCACGCAGCAAGUCGGCAGGGCCAUCCUGAAGAACGACUGGAAGCAAGUGGUGGAUUUAAUUCUCAAGCCUCGUCCCGGAGCUGAGAAAGAAUUUUUGGUGCGCUGCAGGGAGGAGUGGGCCAAGACUCAGGACCCCGAGGCGGCCCUGAAGAAGCUGCCCAACAAGCGCUGCGUGGAAGGCCAGCUCCUCCGAGGCCUGGCCCAGCACGGCAAAAACAACAUCGUCACCGCCUUCGGACUGAUCCCCCGAAACAACCGGCUGAUGUACAUCCACAGCUACCAAAGUGUGGUGUGGAACACCAUGGUGAGCCGCCGGAUAGACGCCUUCGGGCUCACCGCCGUGGAAGGCGACCUGGUUCUCCGAGGAACCACAGCACACGUCCUGUCAGAAGAAGAAGCAAAGAGCCACUCCGUACACGACAUCGUCAUGCCGCUCCCUGGCUUUGACGUCAUCUACCCGUCGCACCACGUCGGGAAAGGUUACAGAGAGAUGCUGAGCGCAGACGGGCUGGACAUCGACAACAUGCGACACAAAAUUAAGGACUACUCGCUGGCCGGAGCUUACAGACGUGUCAUCAUCAGGCCCAGCGAUGUCAGUUGGGAGGUGAUCGAGUACGACGACCCCAAAAUCUCUCUGGUCCACAGUGACUUUGAGAAAAUUGAGAACAAACCAGCGCCGGUUUUCAACAAAGAAGGGAAGUACCGCGGUCUCCGGCUGGAGUUUUCGCUACCGCCCUCCACGUACGCCACCAUGGCCAUACGGGAAGUCCUCAAGUUGGACACCAGCAUUAAGAAACAGACGCAGCUCAACACCACCUGGUUCAACUGACGGGUCGAUUGUUUGGCGAUUUGACACACUUCCUGGGUUAGUGUGAGUGUGUCUGACUUUUUUUUUUUUAAUCGUCGAAAAUAAUACCAACGUUUUACUUCUGAUGGUUUAACUCUCUCUAAAUCACAUUUGAGCAGAGAUGAUAUUUUUUUUUAUCUGCUUGUGCAGAAUUUUGAGACUGCUUUCUUUUUUAAAAUAACAUUCAAUCAAAUGUACAAGCGACUGGCAAAGACGAUGAAUUAAAGUCAUUGAGAAGCUGA